Salarias fasciatus (jewelled blenny) is the source of this 2063-nucleotide messenger RNA. Its product is annotated as protein mono-ADP-ribosyltransferase PARP6-like. Gene Ontology annotation, molecular function: NAD+ poly-ADP-ribosyltransferase activity. NCBI's taxonomy places the organism in Eukaryota, Metazoa, Chordata, Actinopteri, Blenniiformes, Blenniidae. The record is from RefSeq and is a predicted model, not a curated record. The transcript has 22 exons. Bases 38 to 1936 code for a protein of 632 amino acids.
UGGAUUUCUGCUGCAGAAGAGUCAAACAAGUGGAUACAUGGACUGUGAGUGGCAGCAGUGGGCAGAGAGCUGCACUGAUGAGGACAGUGACGCCGAAGAAACGCUGUGUGGAAUCCAAGAGAGCUGUGCCACUGACCUGAAUCACCACCCCCAGCUGGACGCAGACAUCCAAGCUGUCAGGAGUCUGUAUUCAGACUCUGCGGUCUCUGUCAGAGAGUACGGCUCUAUUGAUGAUGUGGACGUUGACUUGAACGUGAAUGUCAACUCUUUGGAUGGGGAAGCAGCCAAAUCCUGGAGGAUCAAUCAAUCCGAGCCGGUUGUUAUUCGUCUGCACUUUUCUGUAUCUCAGUAUCUGGAUGGUCCUGCCCCUUCAGUCGAGGUCUUCCAGCCGUCUAAUCCCGACCAUUUCUGUGUGGGAAAACAGCUGAAAAAUAUUCUCUCCGUCUUCAUAUCCCAAGAAUGGAAACGUCUGACAAAUGACAACGUGGUGAUCAGACAGAAGAGGCGGCACAGCUGGUUCAGGCCGAGUGGAACCAUCAAAAAGUUCCGUGCCAGACUCAGCAUCUGGCUACCGCUGUCCAAGACAAAUGAGCUGAGGGAACCGGCCGUCAGGGGGAGGAUCGUCCUCCCGGCUAUGAAACUGAACCGAUUUACUAAUCACACAGCGUCGUACACCAUCAAGAAUCCAGCUGGAGAGCUGUUCACCUACACGCCCAGUGGAAAGAGGGUGAUGGUCUCAGCUGUCAAGUCGUCAGCUCAGCUCAGCACCAAACAGCUGUUAGAGCUGCUCUUCACCUCGCAGGCUAUCGUCAACUGUAAGACGCCGCCAUCUCUGCAGCAUGGCUUCCUAGUCCAGGUGAUGAGGUACGCUGAGCAGAGAAUCCCAACCCUGAACGAAUACUGUGUCGUCUGUGACGAGCGGCACGUCUUUCAAAAUGGCCCAAUGCUCAAGCCUGCCGUUUGCACCAGAGAGCUGUGUGUGUUUUCCUUCUAUAAGCUUGGAGUUAUGUCAGGAGCUACUGAAGAAGUGGCCACCGGUGCAGAGGUGAUCGAUUUGUUGGUCGCCAUGUGCAGAGCUGCUCUCCAGUCCUCACGAAAGAGCAUCAUAUUCGAACCAUAUCCAUCCGUUGUUGACCCAUGCAACCCUAAAACUCUGGCUUUCAGUCCUAAGCGAAAGAGUUAUGAGAGGCUGCAAAAAGCUCUGGACAGUGUCUUGAUAACUCGGAGGAUGGGACAGGGUCCAUAUUCCGACAUCAAGAAGGAGAUGGACAAGAUCGACCCUCUGGCCCAUCCUUUACUGCAGUGGAUUUUAGCCAGCAACAGGUCUCACAUUGCCAAGCUUCCACUCAACAGGCAACUGACGUUCAUGCACACGCCUCAUCAGUUCCUGCUGAUCAGCAGCCCUCCCUCCAAAGAGGCUCGAUUCCAAACCGCCAGGAAACUCCAUGGCAGCACGUUUGCUUUCCAUGGGUCUCACAUUGAAAACUGGCAUUCGAUUUUGAGAAACGGACUAGUCAAUGCUUCCUACACCAAGUUACAGCUUCAUGGGGCGGCAUAUGGAAAAGGGAUCUAUUUGAGUCCCGUGUCAACCAUAUCUUUUGGAUACUCUGAGAUGGGUAAAAGUCAACACCAAAUACCAACCAGAAAGGAACUCAUUCAGAAAUACAAUCGGAUUAACAAAAUCAAAGAGGAGCAGCUUGGGGAAACCAGGUUUCUGCAAAGCAGCAACCUCAACUGUAUUGCUUUGUGUGAAGUGAUAACGUCAAAAGAUCUUCAGAAACAUGGAAACAUUUGGGUGUGUCCAACAUCGGAUCACGUGUGCACACGUUUCCUGUUUGUGUAUGAAAAUGGUCAGGUGGGAGACGUCCACAUCAACACCCAGGAAGCCCAAAUCCAGAAGGAAAUCUUACAAGUAAUUGCUUCAAAACCAUGCUGAGCACAAACACACACACACACACACAGAAAGAAAGAGAGACAUAUAAGAUUGAGUUGACUGAUAUUGACCUGAUCAUUAUUUGUUUGAUUGUAGAAAAGAAAUAUGCACUGCAAAUCCAAAUAAUUGU